Phytophthora nicotianae INRA-310 is the source of this 4942-nucleotide messenger RNA. RefSeq lists its product as hypothetical. Gene Ontology annotation, cellular component: nuclear pore. Lineage: Eukaryota; Oomycota; Peronosporomycetes; Peronosporales; Peronosporaceae. The coding region runs from base 57 to 4814 and encodes 1585 amino acids. The transcript has 2 exons. The record is from RefSeq and is a predicted model, not a curated record. Gene Ontology annotation, molecular function: structural constituent of nuclear pore.
AAAUAUCGUACUUAUUCGGGACAUUACCUCCACCAUACACCACUAAACGUAUCGCCAUGCGUCCGCUGCUGCAGGAGGCGCAGUUCGCGUGCUUCGAGGACGACGAGGGCGUCUCGCCCGAGCUCUCUUCGCUGCCGAGCUUCGUGAUCUCCAGUCCGUCUGUGCGCUCACAGCCGCCCAAGAGUUUCGCGCGCGUGCGUGCAUUGGAAUGCAGCGGCUCAGGCAGCUUCUACUUCCAGAACGAGACUUUACGUGACCGCUUUGUGUGUUGGCGCGUGCUGAAAAACGUGGUUUUACUGCGGGAAUGGAGUUUAAACUCGACGUUAAAGCAAAAUGGCGUCCGCCUGGAGUUCCCUGCCCCCGUGGUGAGCACAGGAGUGUUCGCAGUCGAGAGUUGGGAGGACGAUGCGGUCACUAUCAACGUAGUGACGCACGCUGGAACCAUCCACCGGUUUACUUAUGCCGUACCGAGAGAUAACAGUCUCAGUAUCUUCUCUCAGGCCAAUGCCAAGGCUUUUCCCGAGCCAAAACCAUCCACACGCAGUCGCUGUGACGUGAUGCAGACGCUGACUAGUAACGAGAUCUUGACGGUAGCCCUGUGGGUGAACGAGUACAAUUUAGUACUAGGAACAGACAGUGGCCGAGUACUUGGCGUGAACUUUGGACUACCCAGUGACGCUAAAAAGAUGCAGGAAUUUGUGUUCUCGGACGAGUCGGUAGUCAGCUGGAUCUGGCAUGGACUUAUCAGAACAACGACAGCCAAAUUGAAGGGAAAUGGGGAAGAUGCAGAGAGGAAAAAGAUCGGAGCGGCGGUGGUGGCCAUGACGUGCUUCGAGAUUGAAGCGGAAGGAGAUGAGGAUGACAAGGACGUGUGUGUCGUGACGGUGUCUGCUGACUGUGUGCUUAGAGCGUGGAGUAUCGGCUCUCAGUCGUGUCUAGGACGCCAGCAAUUGCGGUCUCUGGUGAUGCCUCAGACGAAUGAGGACGAUAACGAAGACGCAGGAUGGAACGAUGAAGAUCUGGAUGGCGAUGACGGAUCCAGCAGUAUUGGUGUGUAUGCUACGCAUGCCAAGGUGGUUGCGCUGUCGGCUACAGAGUCGGAUAAUUGCAGGUUGUUGGUGCAUCUGGAUACAACGGCAGCUCACUCAUCGGAGAUUUAUCUGCUGAGAGGAGACGUGCAGUCUUCUGCUGCUUCAAGUGCUGGAGGAGGCGAAGAGCUUGCAUUGGAUACAGCCAGAGUGUUCACUGUGCAGUCCCCAGAGCUGAAAGCCAAGCGUGGACUGAAGAUGGUGGACUUUGCCGUGGACAAGAACUUCCUCUUCUCUUCGUGGCGAUCGCUGGAUGGCGAUGAAGUGUACAUCCACCCGAACCCGAUGGCACUCACAGGUCCUAAACGUAUUCUCGGCCAGCUAGUCAGCAGUCUGGACGUGCAGAUGCAGCAGUACGAAGUGGAGGAUAGCGAAUGGUUGUUUGAUCUCAAGGAAGAAGGCGUUAUGACGCUUAUUGACGACUUCUUCGCAGAAAGAAUCCUUCUACCUGGUCGCUUCUCGAGACAGAACCUGUCCAAUGCGAUCGUGGAGGCACAGAGCGGCGUUCUCGGUGGCUUGAGCUCUCAGUCGCCGUUUGCCCAUCGUCUACCUAAGUACAAAGACGUACUGGUUCGUCUAGUGUCCAGCCGAUGUGUCGAUGCGGCUGGUGCGGCUGCUAUCCGCAGUGGAACUGCUCCAAGUGUGCUGCGCAUUAGAGUCUGGAAGGAGCUUAUCACUCUGUGCACCAAGCACUGGCGUUGCGAGAAUGUGCCUAUUGGCUUCGCUACGACGACGAACGCGCUGCUUCCAGGUGCACCAGUGAUGCUGCGUCGUAACCGCGUGUCGUUACUGUUCCCGUCCGCUCCAUCCAUCACUGCUGCGUUUGUUCCGCAGGCGGAGGAAGGCUCCACAAGUGGCGAGUGCGUGGCCGACCUGGUUGCCGAAGUUCUUCCAGUAUUUGACGCGUUCCCGAGCCAGAGUUUCCAGUCGUUUAUCCACCGUGAAGUCGCUGAUGUAGCGUCCGACUGGAAGGUGGAGUCCUUCGUGGCCUUAGCGCGUCACUGUGUUCGUCUCGGCUUGAAUCCGGACUUCGUCGCAAAUGCCGGUGUCUCUGGACAAACUAUCAGCGCUGAGCUGGUUCUCACGCGCUCGAUCCUACGCCUCAGCAAGCUUCUAGGCGGCGAUGCCGCCUUCCAAGACCAAGUUUUCAAAGACCUGGUGGAGCAUCUGUUCCCGUUCGAACUGUGGCGUGGCGCAGGAGCCUAUAAGCCGUCGUCCCCCAAGCGAGAACGCGAUUCUGACGAGGAAAUGGCCGAUGAUAAGAACGAUUUCGUGAUGACAGACGCCUCUGCUACUGAUUACUAUUCGACCACCCGAGCGUUCUUCGCUGGCCAUGAAAUGUGUUUUGCUUUUGACCAAGUGGCGUCACGGACCAUCGACGAAAUGUGCAAUCAAUCUCUGCGCGUGGUGCUCUUCCUGGCGUAUCUGGUGGACACUCGACCGGCUUUCCUGACCUCUGCGACGCUGAGUAAGAUCGUGCGUGUGUACUUGCCUAAGUCCAUCACGGUGUAUCAACGCUGGAGACUGAGUCGAUGGGUGGCCAGCCAAGGCAUCACACAGCCGAUUGCAGACACGGAUCCUGUUCUCAAUUCGUCAGGUUCUCUCAUGCCACCACUGCUUCAAAUGUUCCUGCUGGACGUCAACAAGAAGCUCAACCGCUCGGACAGCUUCAAGCGAGCGCUGUCGGUUCUCCAGCUCGCCAGUGCUAGUAACAAUGUGCGCAGUGAAGAAGCUCACGGCGUGUUGGCCACGUUUACUCGCGAGAUCUUGCAGUACGUCUCUCAGCCAAAUGAGUCUCUAGUGCGGUUCCUACAGAAGCGACAGCAGUUUCGCUUACUGCGCGCCAUGUUCUGCUGCAACCUCAGUGACAUCAGUCUACAUGGCAGUAGCAAGGGUGAAGCCGCUAGCUCGCAGCAGACGGAGCAAGUGCACCAGUACGUGCGCUCGAUCGGUGAGUGUCUAGCGUGUGAAGGUCAGGAGGCUGCUUCGCGUGCUCACGACGAUAAGGACGCUCGCGAUCAUGCUCGUUGGUGUUUUCAGCAAGCGAUCCGCUGCUUCAGUAUCUGCCUGUCCAACUUCUUCGUGGAGCGCAAGCACAGACAUUCGCUGUCUGAGAAGGAUCUGGAGCAGUUCAUCUACGACGUCGUGGGGCUGCUGAAGGAGACAGUGCCCCGUGGCCACUACGACCAGUUGCUGAGCUUCCUGUGGACUGUGGUUACGCAGGCAUUGAGCCACUUGGCUCGUCAUGACGGCGGCCAGAGCUUCGCCGUGCAGUCUUUUGUCUGGGUGAACCUGUUCAAGUAUUCGGUGGAGGAGCGACUAUUCCGAGACGCGCAUCUUGCACUUAUGCACACGGCGGAGCUGUCGGCGGCUUUGGGUGCGGAGACUGCAGACGCUGAGGGCACAGCGAGUGAGUGUGUGAAUUAUCUGGUCAAGGAAUUGGUCCGCUAUGGUCAUCUGGAGCUUAUCUGUGAGUUGCAGUGGGGAUCGUUGGAGUCACAUGUCGAGAAGUACAUUCUGUGGCAAGCUGCCAACGCUACGGUCGUUCACGGUGACGGCCUGGAUGCGAGUGCGGUUAGAUACUACAACUUGCUGUUCACCUUCUACAUGCGCAAGCAACAGCCUGCCAAUGCGGCGUCUUCACUCUACGCUCUUGCGCUUCGACUGCGACUGGCUGUAUCCACUUCGAAAGCUGCUCUGGAGGCUCAACGCAACGCUCUGAAUGCUGCUUGCAACGCGUUAAGAGCUCUGCCUGCUGAGAACCGCUGGGUUGUACGGAAACUGCACACGGAAGAGCUCAAACGACCUGCCUCGGAUACUCCAGGAGACAAGUCGACAGCUUCACUGAGUGUUGUUACGCUUGAAGAUAUGCGUCGUGAGUUGGCAGUACUGGACGGUAAACUACGUUUACUAGCACUGGGCCACUCGGAGAGUGUGCUCUUGAGUACGAUGGAUGGCGACGAAGUGAUCGCACUACUGGUGGACGCAGUUCAUAGCAGUAGCCACAAUGAAAACACGACGCUGGCGGAACGUCGGAGAGCUGGAGUGCGUUCUAUCGAGGUGGCAGCGGACAUUGCGGGUCAAAACUCGGCUAGUUUGUCCGGUCUCACCAAAUCGUUGGCUCGCUACUGCGUUGCUAGUGAACAUCCUGCUGCGUCCAUCUCACGUGCUGAUAGCGACUUGUUGUGGGAACUGCUGGAGCUGUUGCUGAGCAAUGCUGCAUCAUUAGAGCAGUACGAGAUCGCAGUGGAGACGGUGUUAGACUUCUGGCAACAACAAGGUCGCAAACUGGCGUUGCCUGUGUGGCUGAGUAAACGUUUGUCAAGUCCGAAGUCAGGAAACCCGUCCAAACUGCUGAGACUUUACCUAAAACAUGGUCUGCUGAUCGAAGGCUUGCAGUUGGUGGACGGCCUUCUGCCAGAUGACGCCUCUAUGCGUGGAGGAAGUACCAAGUCUGUGUUCAGCUUCCAGUCGCAGAUAUCAAGCGCUAAGCCGGAGCUUCCAUGGAUCCCUUACAACCUCGUUGACGUGCUGCUGGACUCGACAUCUGCUGUGUUAAACCAAGGCGGGAAUGGUGAAGUCUCUGCUGCCGCUAUGACAAAAUUACGUCAGCAGGAUCACAGUCUUCGUCAGCAAUUGGCUCGCUACUUCAACUCGGUCACGGCACUGCAGCAAGCACAAGAAGCAGCGAACCUUGCACGGAGCAGCAUUGACUUGGACUUGUAGACGAAUUGUUGCAGCAUGAUAAUGGUUCAAUGCAAGUGAAAAAAUUGCAAAUGUUUCGAAUGCUAAUAAUUAAAGUGCAAAUGCGAUAAAAAUAAUUGCGGCCACGGCAAAAACUUCUUAACUAGUAC